Molecule: messenger RNA, 1198 nt
Organism: Brassica napus (rape)
Lineage: Eukaryota; Viridiplantae; Streptophyta; Magnoliopsida; Brassicales; Brassicaceae
Product: transcription factor bHLH118-like
Exons: 3
Coding region: 279-833 (184 amino acids)
Biological process (GO): regulation of transcription by RNA polymerase II
Cellular component (GO): RNA polymerase II transcription regulator complex
Molecular function (GO): DNA-binding transcription factor activity, RNA polymerase II-specific; RNA polymerase II transcription regulatory region sequence-specific DNA binding; protein dimerization activity
Source: RefSeq, a predicted model, not a curated record
UUUAUAAACAAAACCACUUUCUUUAUUUUAUUGUCUUUGUUACGAUUCCGAUUUUUUUUUUCAACUUUACAACAAAUCACUGACUGAAACUCAGACCAAAUCCCAGCGAGCGCAAAAUCAGACAGGAUCAGAUCCUGCUGACUCAUCACCAUCUACAUAAUAAUUAAUCAGCAUCAUCAUCACCAUUAUCAUUAUCAUUAUCAUUAUCAUUAUCAUUAUCACUAUUAGAAGGGUAUUUGUAUAAAAUAACUAAAUGUAAAGAAAACUACAGGUUUUACAUGGCUGAUUUUCCAGAGAAGGGAAGAAAGCGUCGCAAAGAGGUAAGAGUUGGUAAUGAAGAAAACAUGGAGAAGAUAAUGCACAGAGAAGUUGAGAAACAUAGGAGACAAGAGAUGGCUUCUCUUUACGCGUCUCUUCGCUCUCUUCUCCCUCUUGAGUUCAUCCAGGGAAGACGUUCUACGUCAGAUCAGUUAAAUGAGGCUGUAAAUUACAUAAAUCAUCUUCAGGGGAACAUCAAGGAUAUGAGUUCCAAGAGAGAUGACCUCAUGUUAUUGUCUGGACAAAGCUUUGAGAGUAGAAAUGAACUUAGGAGUGAUAAUUCGAAUCAUGUCGUGAUUCGUCCAUGUUUUGUCGGCGUAGAAAUCGUUUUCAGCGUUCUGCAAACGCCGUUGUCAAGCGUGCUGCAUGUGCUUUCUGAACAUGGUCUCUGUGUUCUUAACUGCAUCUCCUCCAAUGUGAAUGGAAGACUCAUUCACACUUUACAGGCUGAGGUCAACGAUCUGGCUUUGGUGGACUUUGCAGAGCUUAAGAUAUACUUACUACGCUUACCCUAAUGAAGUAAACUUUCCUUAGCGAAUUGUUUUAACUCUUGUCAAACCCAAAACGCUGUAUAUAGCUAGUUUCUUUGUACUUGUACUGUGUAUUUGUAUGUAUCUGUGUGUUUGCAGAUUUUGAAAUAGGGAAAUAAAUGUAUUUACCUAUUUAAAAAGAUCUACGUGUUAAUCUUUUACCAACCGCUUGUGUUACACAACGAUCACAGUGUGUUACACACGAGUUCGAGAGAAAGAAUAAGAUAGACGUUUCAGGCUUAUAAACUUUUCUGAAAAUACUUUUGUAUUAUUGAGAUUCGGUGAUAUGUUUACAACAGAUGAUUGAUCUUUAUAUAGAGAUCGAAUCAAUACAAGUAUAAGAGACACAA